Molecule: messenger RNA, 1700 nt
Organism: Salvia hispanica
Lineage: Eukaryota; Viridiplantae; Streptophyta; Magnoliopsida; Lamiales; Lamiaceae
Product: BRASSINOSTEROID INSENSITIVE 1-associated receptor kinase 1-like
Biological process (GO): protein phosphorylation
Molecular function (GO): protein kinase activity; ATP binding
Source: RefSeq, a predicted model, not a curated record
UGAAAAAGAGCACUCGCUGCUUUUCAUUUCAGCUAACUCACUAUAUAUUUCGUGUCUAAUGUCUCGUCAUUUUCCUCGUAUAUCAAAAUCACACAGACAGAGAAGCAUCUCAAGCUACUCAGGAUAAUUGAAGGUGAAAGAUGUCGUAUUCGUCGUCUCGGGAUAACUGGGAGAGGCUGGUGACAGCAGUGGUGAAGAGAGAGCAGAUAUGGCAACUCUGUCAUCAAAACUCCAUCUCCACCAUUGCUUCUGAAUAUACCGACGUAACUCUCAGUUUUUCAAGUCUGAGACCUGUUUCCUCACCAUCUCCACUUAUAAACGACUGUAUCGUCGAAGAUAGGAAAAACGCUUCCAAAACUACCUCACGGAAGCUAUUUUCUGCUUUGCGUUGGAAAAGGAAACCAAAGGACCGUGACCUUCACCAUUCUCUCGUUAGCCAUGUGAUUUCGCGUUUAAAGAACUUUAGCCUACGCGAGCUACUUGUUGCAACAGAAAAUUUUAGCGACAAAAAUGUCCUUGGAUGUGGUGGACAUGGUACAGUAUAUAAAGGUAGAUUGGCAGAUGGUUCUCUUGUGGCAGUUAAAAGAUUAAAUCAUGAAGUGUUUGAGACAGAACUAGAAAUGGGAAGCCUUUUAAAGCAUCGUAAUGUAAUCAGGCUGUAUGGAUUUGCCAUUACACAAGUAGAACGUCUGCUUGUUUAUCAUUUCAUGGAGAAUGGAAGUGUGGCAUCAUGCUUAAGAUCAGGGACACAGCCUACACUUGGCUGGCCAAUUAGAAACUCGAUAGCACUUGGGGUUGCAAACGCUCUAGCUUAUUUGCACGAAGAAUGCAUCAGAACUAUCAUUCAUCGUGAUGUAAAAGCUGAAAAUGUAUUGUUGGAUAAGAACUUUCAAGCAUUCUUGGCUGACUUCUCCUUGGCCAAAUUCAUGGACUGCCGCGAUGAUGGUGCCGUAAAAGGGUCAAUGGGUCACAUAGCCCCUGAGUACCUCUCCACGGGAAAGUGUACAGAGAAAGCCGAUGUUUUUAGUUAUGGGAUCUUUCUUCUUGAGCUCAUCACAGGACAGAACAUACCUUCUCUUCAUCAGCUCGCCAAUAAUGACAGGAUGAGGUUACUGGAGAUGGUAGAUGAAAUAUGCAAGGGGAAAAAAUUUGAAGUGAUGGUUGAUUCAAGUCUUGAAGGUAAUUAUGUAGAAGAAGAGGUGGAGAAGUUGUUUCAGUUAGUCCUCAGCUGCACACAAGAUGAUCCAGAUGAACGUCCCACGAUGUUAGAGAUUGUGAGAAUGAUGGAUGGCCUAGACGAUAGGUGGAAAGAAUUCUUAUCACAUGGUUUUGGAAGUGACGUUAUCCUUGGAAAUACCCCUCCCAUCCCUCUCGUUACAGAAUAGAUCGUCUUGACUUUCUUUCACUGUGGCAGAAGAGCUAUCCAGUCCCAAAUGAUUCAGGCAAGUCCUCGUAUCGACUUGCAUAGACCGUCACCUUCUCCCUUGUCCAUUUCCUGACAUUCUUAGUUUAUCAAACUCUUUGGACCGAAGAUUUGUGUAGUUUUUCCAGCAUCGACUCGUCUUUUCUGUAGUUUGGGCCAAGAUGAUAAUGCUAUAAUAUUUCAAUCACCGUGUACUUGAUUGCAUAGCAUUUGAUUUGUUUGAUGUACUGUGUAUGAGACUAGUAUAUUAUGAGUGUAAAAAGAGAAAUUGCAAACU